Notolabrus celidotus (New Zealand spotty) is the source of this 2177-nucleotide messenger RNA. It is a transcript of the gene fam177a1a, whose product is annotated as family with sequence similarity 177 member A1. NCBI's taxonomy places the organism in Eukaryota, Metazoa, Chordata, Actinopteri, Labriformes, Labridae. The coding region runs from base 68 to 688 and encodes 206 amino acids. The transcript is spliced from 5 exons. The record is from RefSeq and is a predicted model, not a curated record.
CUGACAGGAAGUGACGCCGCCGGGAUGACAACAGCCACAUCGUUGUGUUGUGGACGGGCUCACUGAGAUGGCAGAUCUGUCUUUGUAUCUGACUAAUGUGAACGUUUCCCUGGGGCAAACUAUGGAAACUGAUAAGAGUCCAGUACGGAUGACAGAAUUUGAGAGCGUGGAGAUGGGCGACUCUCCAGAAAGGCAGGGGACGGUAAAGGUUCCCCGCAGAACCAUCUACUUUGCCAGUGGAGAGACCAUGGAGGAGUUCAGCACUGAUGAAGAAGAAGAGGAAGAACCUUUGAAGACAGAAGUCAUUACUGUAGAUCCGUCCAAACUGACCUGGGGUCCAUAUUUCUGGUUCCAAACGUGGAGAAUGGCUACUUCCACGAUCUCAGCGUGUGACUACAUGGGAGAGAAACUGGCGUCUCUGUUCGGCAUCACAACUCCUAAAUACCAGUACGCCAUUGACGAGUACUACCGCAUAAAGAAAGAGGAAGAGGAGGAAGAGGAGGAGAACCAUCUAUCUGAGCUGGCAGAGCAGCGGUUUGCUGAGCAGCAGGAUGAUCUUCGUCCUGCUCGGGUGGAGCAGCCUGAAGCGUCUGGAGCUUCCUUUGUAAACAUUAGCUUUGAGCUGGAACCUGAGCCUCCUAUCAACGCUGCAGACACAAACAGAGUCCCGUCUCCCCUCCCCUCCUGAAGACUGACACACUAACAUUCACACAUUUCUAUCAGCUUGCAAAAACCUUAAUCUACCUAGCUGUGUAGUAAAAUAACACGUUAUUUUUCUAUGUUUUUAUUUAAAAGAAACAGAUUCAAGUACAAAGCACAUGAGAAACUGAAAGGGCUGUUGAAGUGUCUGCACUGGCCUUACCUGUAAAUGUUGAUUUGUGUAUAGUGUAAAAUCAUAUGCAAGACUAAGACAUAUCUGUUAACUAUUUUUUGAUUAAGCUUCACAGGGAUUUAGGGAAACAAGUGCUCAAUUCUAACGAGAAUCAGACACCUAGCUCUGUUUUUAAAUUGAUUCAUGGUGGAGGGAAAUCAGCACUGACCUGAAGAGGAGAGAGUGAAUUUACCUCACCACCUUACCAGAGAUAAGGAGCCGCUGACACAUGCUCCAACCACUGACAACAUGUUGAGAUAUCUAUGCAAUGUAAAGCAGCUCCUGUAAACUCCUGGUACUGAACAUUUCUGGUCUUAGUCUCUGUGUGUCUUGUCUCUGACAAAGUUGUCUGCACCUCCACAUGUGCGUCUGCCAAGCUGGUUCCUCUCUGAGUUUCAGCUGUGAUGAUCAGGAGGGAUUGAUGACACUGGGAACACGUUAUAUCCUUUAAUCCAGCCUGUCAUGGCUGUAUGGUCAUCUGCGUUUUUAUAUUACGAGUACAUGUUUCAAAUCCUCCCACAGUCCAAAAACAUGCUCACCAGGUUAAUUGGUCACUCUAAAUUGUCCGUAGGUGUGAGUGUGUGCGUGAAUGGUUGUCUGUCUUUCCGUGUUAGCCCUGUGAUAGGUUGGCAACCUGUCCAGGGUGUACCCUGUCUUCCGCCUGAAGCCAGCUGGGAUAGGCUCCAGCCCCCCCGUGACCCCUAACGGGAUAAGCAGUCAAGAUAAUGGAUGGAUGGAUGGAUUGAUGUUUCAAAUCUGAUGAGGAUGGACAGAUAGCAUAGAAAUCACUCGUAUCAUUGACUGAUACCUGACAAGUUAAUUUUCACUGUAUUUGGUAAUGCACAAAUACAUUUAGCUCUGAAUCUUCAAUUUUUUCAACUUACAGAGGCUUUAAAGUUGAUCAUAAUAUACAGUAUAGCCAUGCCUCUGCUGUCUGUUAGUCAUUAGAAUCACACACAGGCUAAAUUACUUCCUGCUCUUUGAAUAUCACAGGCUCCAAAGUGUAGAAGCAAAUCCUGCGACUCUGGUCUGUUCAUUAACUUUACAUUGUGAUGCGGAAACAACCUUGAUACUACAAGCACAGCGCUUGUGUUUUAUUGCCCAGAACUAAUCCAGGUCACUUUACGUGAAGAGGAACUAACACUUCACACUCAGUACCGUGGUAGAAAUCAGGAUGAGCAGGAAAUCUACGUACGAUAGGUGAAUUAAUACAAACUUUCUUGCAAUUAAGCCAACAUUAACUUAAGCUUUUCAACUGAUGAGGAGACAAUUCAGCUACUUAAAUAAAAAGCUCAUGCCAACGGUC